AUGUCUGAAACAACUUAAUGGAUUUAUAAGGGCAAAGAAUUAUUGAAACCAAUUGUGGAGACUCAACUAAUUGGAGUGUCAAGAGCAAUCUUAGGAUUACCUAUGGAUCAUUUCUUUGAUCGCUUUAAAACUUUGAUCUAGGCUUCUUAAAAUAGCAAUUUCAAACAAGUAAACAUUUAGAGAAAUUAUAGCUAUUUCUUGAAAGUUACUAUCGGAAUGGAAUAUUUCGUGGAAUAUUUGCAGGGUUCUCAUCAUAAAUAAGCAUUUAAUUAUUUAAAUAAUACUAUAGGUAAAUUUUUAAGUAUAUUUAGAUGGCCUAUGAUGAUUUUUAUUCCAAAAUUUUAUAUGGAAGUUUUACCUACAAAGAUUAAAGAGUCUGCUCCUGCACUUCAUAAAGGAUUAGCAGGAAUAACUAUUGCUUUGUUUGAGUCCCUUGUAACUUGUCCAUUUGAAAGAGUUAAAUGCUAAUUAAUGACUUAAUAAUAAUCAAAAUCAGGUAGUACAUUUAAGAAAUAUUCUUAGUUUUAAAAUAUAUGUGGGAACAUGAUGGAGGAAUCAAAGGAUUUACUAGAGAUUUGUUUACUGGUAUGGAAGUCAUGAUUCUCAAAUAAGUUGUUUCUUGGACAAAUUAUUUAUAUUGGGAUCAUAGGGUUAGAUAUUAUUUCAAAGAGCGUCCAUCAUAAAAAUUGACAGUUUAGGAGAUUGUCCUAUGUUCUAUUUUUACUGCAAUUCCCAAUAUUAUCAUUGUGUAACCGUUUGAUAUGAUUAAAACAUAAUUUUAAAUGGAAAAUAAUCAUUAAAUAAAACAUCUAUCAAUUUGGAAUGCAUUUAAAAAAGUGUAUUUAGAAAAGGGAAUAACUGGUUUUUAUGCUGGUUGGUAGAUGAGAUUUUGUUAAUUCAUGUUCUAAGCAUUACUAACAACUCCUGUUAUGGAUUACUUAGAAAGAUAACAUGGUAUCCCAUUGGAGGUUUUGUGA
Messenger RNA from Paramecium primaurelia, 977 nucleotides. NCBI's taxonomy places the organism in Eukaryota, Ciliophora, Oligohymenophorea, Peniculida, Parameciidae. The record is from the annotation of a GenBank genome assembly.